Diplodia corticola is the source of this 477-nucleotide messenger RNA. RefSeq lists its product as uncharacterized. Lineage: Eukaryota; Fungi; Ascomycota; Dothideomycetes; Botryosphaeriales; Botryosphaeriaceae. The record is from RefSeq and is a predicted model, not a curated record. The transcript has a single exon. The coding region runs from base 1 to 477 and encodes 158 amino acids.
AUGAAGCUCCUGAGCACCAUCACCGCCGCCCUUGUGGCCAUGGCAUCCACCCAGCCAGCCAUGGCAGCGCCCCUACCGUCCGAAUCGUCGCAGAGUCUGCCCGGCGUGGUCAUCGGACUAGCCAUCGUCGAUAAAGGACCUAUAGACACAGCCUACGGCAUGAUAAACAUCUGCCUCAAGUCCAUCAAGAAGCCCGACGGCCCAAAGAACGGCGUCUGCGGCGACCGAACACUCGACUUGGCCGACGCCCUGAAAGAGUUCAGCCUCAGCGAGCGUGAGCUCAUAGCUGAUACAUUUCGCCUGCGGACUCUGGCAAUGUACAACCAGAAGAAGCACGUUCCCCGCGACGACCACGGCGCCGCCCUCGACAAACGCCACGAAAGCAACACUGCUGCCUCCCAGUUCGGUCCUGAGCUCUUUGAGACGAUGGUAAAUGUCCUUUGGGAUCUAAUUCAGGAAAUUAGGGGUAAAAGAUGA